UCUCCUUCCUCGAAUCCCCUCUCCCCCCCCUUUCCCAACCUUAUUUAAUCGCCCUUCUCUCCCCGAAUCCUCUCCGCAAUCCCACUCUCCGCGUUCCUGAUUUACUCUUCCCUUCUCCCAUGGCUCAGAGACCGGUCGAGUUCGAGGACUUCCUCCCUCUCAUGGCGGAGAAGCUCGGGGAGGACGGCCUCAUGGAGGAGCUCUGCAACGGCUUCCGCCUGCUGAUGGAUCCGGGGAGAAAGCUGAUAACUUUCGAGAGCUUGAGGCGCAACGCGGCCCUGCUGGGCCUGGAGGGGCUCCGGGAUGACGAGCUCAGAGGGAUGCUGAGGGAGGGGGACCUCGAUGGCGAUGGCGCCUUGAGCGAGAUGGAGUUUUGCGUGCUGAUGGUGAGGCUGAGCCCGGAGCUGAUGGAAGCCUCGCGGCGCUGGAUGGAUGACGCGCUUUGGGAAGCGUUUGCAGCUGGCGGAUUCACGAGCUGAGCUCUCUUCUUCUUCCGCCUGUUUUUUUCUUUCUUCUUGGUUAAAGACCCGAUAUUCCUGGCAGCUGAUGUGUUGGAUUUUGGGGGAUUCUACUGACUGAUACGAUUGUUGGAGGGGGAUCUGAUGUUUAUAUGACAAAUUAAUUGGAAAUUUAACUGAAUUUUGAGGGCCAUGGAUAUCUUUGGAUGCUCAUGUCAAUAAAGUUUUCAAUUUUGCGGUCCCCUUGUGUUUCCUGUCAAUUUGUUGAAAACGUUAUCGGCUUAGGAUAGCUCAUGCAUCCGUUAUAAAGUUUGAAUCAAAUUCUGAUGUUUCUGUGUGGCUUGAGGUUGUUGAUUAAUCUUUUCGACCACCGAUUUGGGUUAUUAAAUGCAUCUGACCCUUUUGCAUUCACGAUGUAUAUCAUGUAUUUGAUUUACUUACAGAGGAGAAUACAACUCUGUUUUUGGGGAGAAUGAAGCUAUUGGCUGAUUUCC
Phoenix dactylifera (date palm) is the source of this 952-nucleotide messenger RNA. The record is from RefSeq and is a predicted model, not a curated record. NCBI's taxonomy places the organism in Eukaryota, Viridiplantae, Streptophyta, Magnoliopsida, Arecales, Arecaceae.